Messenger RNA from Sarcophilus harrisii (Tasmanian devil), 3150 nucleotides. It is a transcript of the gene ARSA, whose product is annotated as arylsulfatase A. Gene Ontology annotation, molecular function: arylsulfatase activity. The record is from RefSeq and is a predicted model, not a curated record. The coding region runs from base 16 to 1845 and encodes 609 amino acids. NCBI's taxonomy places the organism in Eukaryota, Metazoa, Chordata, Mammalia, Dasyuromorphia, Dasyuridae. The transcript has 10 exons.
UUCCACGAAGCAGCAAUGACCACGCCUCCGCCGUGGCCGGCUCCUCCCUCGGGCCCCGCCGAACCCCCUCCCAGGCUGGAGCUCGGGUGGUCCCCUCUCAGCGGAGGGACCCCACCCCCAACAGGCUGCCCCUCCUCUUCCCAAGAUGCUUCGCUCCCGGCCCAGUCACGGCUCCACCGGGCCGGGGCCAGACUGGCAGCAGGACAGCGGACAGCGCCUCGCAGCCGCUGGGACUCGUACUGGUCACUGCAGGCACGGGACUGUUCGGUUUGCCUGGACCUGUUCAGACCACGGACAGCUGGUCAGUGGACAGAAGGCACAAUGGCCUCUUUGUGGCCCUUGAUCCUGGCCUCAGCCGUCAGCCUCGCCGUUGCCCGCCCCCCCAACAUCAUUCUGAUCUUUGCCGAUGACCUGGGCUACGGGGACCUGGGUAGCUAUGGCCACCCCAGCUCAUCCACACCCAACCUCGACCGAAUGGCAGCCUAUGGCCUCCGUUUCACUGACUUCUACGUGCCUGUCUCAUUGUGUACCCCAUCUAGGGCAGCACUAUUGACUGGACGGUACCCUGUACGUUCAGGGCUCUACCCAGGUGUCCUAUACCCUGCCUCCCGGGGUGGACUACCCCUGGAUGAGGUGACCAUAGCUGAAGUCCUCGCCAAGAGGGGCUACCUCACCGGGAUGGCCGGCAAGUGGCAUUUGGGAGUGGGGCUCAACGGCACCUUCUUGCCCCCAUAUCAGGGAUUCCACCGCUACCUAGGAAUCCCCUACUCCCACGACCAGGGUCCUUGCCAGAAGCUGAUCUGCUUCCCACCAGACACCCUCUGCUUUGGGGGCUGUGACCAAGGCAACGUCCCCAUCGUGCUGAUGGCUAAUCUGACUGUGAAGGAACAGCCUCCCUGGCUGCCUGGGCUGGAGAAACAGUAUGUGGCCUUUGCCCAGAACUUCAUGGUGGAUGCUGCCCGCCAAGACCGGCCUUUUUUUCUGUACUAUGCCUCCCAUCAUACCCACUACCCCCAGUUCAGUGGGGAGAGCUUUGUGGAGAACUCUGGCCGGGGACCGUUUGGGGAUGCCUUAAUGGAGAUGGACUCGGCGGUGGGGGCACUGCUGAAUACUGUGGAGAGCCUCGGAUUAACUGAAGAAACUCUGGUCUUUUUCACAGCGGAUAACGGCCCCGAGACCAUGCGUUUGUUCAGGGGUGGCUCCUCUGGAAUUCUCCGGUGUGGAAAGGGGACGACUUAUGAGGGUGGUGUCCGACAACCUGCUCUGGCUUUCUGGCCAGGCCACAUUCGGCCAGGGGUCUCCCAUGAGCUAGCCAGCACCCUGGAUCUGCUACCUACCCUGGCUGCUCUGGCUCAAGCCCAGCUGCCCAAUGUUACUCUAGACGGAGUGGAUCUGAGCCCCAUUCUGCUGGGCACAGGCAAGAUCCCACGGAAGACCCUCUACUUCUACCCUCCAGAUCCUCAGGAGUCCCUAGGUGUCUUUGCCAUCCGACAUGGAAAGUACAAGGCGCAUUUCUUUACCCAAGGUUCUACACACAGUGGCAUGGUUCCUGAUCCAGUCUGCCAACCCACCACCCCACGGAUUUACCACGAGCCGCCACUGUUGUUUGACCUGGAGAUAGACCCUGGGGAGAACUUUGAACUCCUGAAUUACAGUUCCAAGGAGGAGAUGAAAAAAUACCUCGAGGUCCUGAAGGAGAUUAGGUUACUCAAGACUAAAUUUGACGUUGCCAUGACUUUUGAAACGAGUCAGAUUACCAAAGGUCUAGACCCGAACCUGGAACCUUGCUGCCGACCGAAGUGUUCCCCCCGACCGUCUUGCUGUACUUGUCCUGGCCCUCAUUAACACACUCCCCCACACGUGAUUGUAUGGACUCAGAGUGAUCUUGCGGCCCUUGUGGCCCCAUUGACUACUAAUCCUUAAAACUGAUUUUCAAGGACUACUCUCUGACUCCUGAAUAAGGGUACACAUCUUUCAUGAGUCCUCUCUACACAAAUCUCAAGCUCAGGUCACUUCACUGGAUACUGAGCAUAUCCCAGAAUUGGGGAAGAAGUCGGGGGUCACCGGCCAGUGACUCAGACACCCCAGCCAAAACUUCCUCCAUGCAACCAGUUGAGGUAACAAUUUUUACAUUACCUUGGGAUCCCAAAGGAUGAGUUAUUACUUCUGAAAUCUUGAUGUAUCGAUUCCAAUAUUUACUUCUGUCCUUAUGGUGAUGCUUUGGGUUAUUGAAUACAGGUCAGAUUAUUGAGUUCAUUGUCAUUUCUGGAUAUUCAUGGGAGAUUAGAUAAAAGGUCCUCAGUGUUUUCUAUUAAAAGAAACUCUUUACUAAGAUAAUUAAUACAAGUAUUAAACUAAGCAAUAAUUAUGAAUUUUCCAAUAAAAUUUAAGGGAAAUAUCAUUUGGAACAAGAUUUAAAUAAAUAUCAAUAUCAAAACACAGUUUGAUGCCUUUUCCUUUUCAUUCUUUCAAAAUUCCUGUUGAAUAUUGCCCUACCUGAUGACAGGAAAAGCUUAAACUUAUGUUCUGGACGCUGUCCACAGCUUCUUUUUAUGCCUGCACCGACUCCCGCUCUCCCUCAGUAGUUUCGGGGAGAAUAGGAUGUUAUUCCUUAACUGUCUGCCACCUACAAAGUUCUCAAAUCUAUUGCCUCUACCUCAGCAAAGAAGUUUCAUUCGUCCCAGGCGAUAGACUGGGAAAACCCACUCUUAUUGAGACAACUUUUUUUUAGAUAAGAGUGGCGACUCCAUUUUGCUCUGCCUUUGUCCUUUUGGGCUGUGAGUUGUUCCAGAUAUGGGACCAGUUUGUAAUAAGCAGAAUUCCUCCAUUAUCUUGUUUUACAACUGGGGACCUGGAGGAUUUGUUGGCCCAAGAAAUAUGUUUCUUCUCUUUAUCUUAUCUGACUGAGGAAUGAUGAUUCUCUAAAAACUCAUGGAAAUGAUUAUGCUAAUAAAGACACACUAGUAAUAAGCAUCCUCCUUACAUGAGUCUUCCACAUAAAGCAAUUAGGUAUCAAAAUGGAUAGAGGGCCUGGAGUCACACCUAACCUUAUGUAGGUUAGGUAGGUCACUACCAGUGUGAACAGAAUCAAAUUGCUUAACAUCUAUCUAGAUUUGGGGUUAAGCAACUUGCCCAGGGGGCACAGUUAGG